AACAUUAAUUAAAACGAUGAUGGAGUUACCACCAUUGGAAGAAGAACUAUAUAGCUCAACGGAGUUGGCACAAGACGCUCUGAAUGGACUACUUCAAGCAGCAGCUCUAGACCCAUUGGAAGGGCAGUACUUUCAAAACCGUGUCUGCACGCCACUUACCCUGUCUGAAACUAAGAAAAACUUGGAGGAAGCUCGCUUGGCCAUAGUGGUAGCGCUACGUGGUUAUAAGAGACUAGACAUAUCCUCUAUGCCGUUUGCUAAGAAUAGAAACUUCCAAAUGACAACAGAAAUUGAUAUUUCACGCCUUCAGUUUAGAGUUGCCCUGGCAGUAAUCGCUCAUGUCAUGUGCAGACAGUGUCCUGGGUCCUCGAGCUUAGAAUAUCUGAGAAAUUUACCUGGAAAUAUACCCAGAGGUGGUGUUUGUGGUACAGUCUGGAAGAAAGAUGAACUCGCGUAUAAAUGUCGUACUUGUGAAAGGGAUCCUACUUGUGCUAUUUGUGUUCAGUGUUUUCGUAAUGGUAACCAUGAGGGACACGAUUUUUCUAUCAUUCGUACUGGAGGUGGUGUUUGUGACUGUGGGGAUCCACAAGCUUGGAAACCCUUUGGUUUCUGUCAAAAACACGGGGGUGCACAUUCCGAAGAGGAAGACUUGGUUAGCAAACUACCUUUGGAAUUACGCGAAGGUAUCUCUCUAGCAGUUGAGCUAUUGGGUGAAGAAUUUCUGUUAGAUGAAACUAGCAACCAUGUCAAGGUCGAAAUAGCUACAUGGUGGCGUCGAAUUGCAGAUUGCGGAGAUUCUUUUACUCGGCUAGUAGGAAUGGAAUUGUGCAAAUCUCCAGGUCCUUGUAUUCGAGAGAGAACUUUUCGAUUUGAAAGAGAGGAUGGAAGCAGACCAGCUUUUGUUUGGAUAUUUCUUCGCUUAGAUGGCGCAGGAAUGUUAGAGAAUGAUACAAAAAAUGCUUUACAUUCUCUCUAUUUUCUGCUCAUUACCGACUUGGUGUUCAAAAGGAAAUUUCUAGAAUAUUUUGGUUCAUUGUACUCUUUAUUCGUGGAUCCUUUAUAUCAAGGAAGUUUAAGCCUUUUGGAAGACAGUUCGAGCAACAACACUCGGGAUCACUUCUCUGUUCAGUUGUUCACGGUUCCUGCUCUCGUUCCAAUCAUGAUUAAACAUGGCGGUCUGAUUGACCAACUAUUGAAAAUUCUUCUUCAGUUAAUGGAAGCAGUUUCUUAUCCUGUUCGGAAAGUGGAGACCAUUGCCGAGGACUGGCAUAACAGUGUGAAUACAGUUUUUGGUGCAGUUCAUUUACCUCAACCUUUGGCACACGACAAAUGUAUAGACCUUACUAGGGACCGAGGAUUGGAUACAUUGAAUCGUGUUAUCUAUGAUCUUCGUUAUAUAUUGACCCAUACAAAUGCUGCAGCUUAUGUAAUGCAUUAUAGACCAGACCUUUUGGCUCUAUUCGUUCGAAUACUUUCCCUUUUACAAGGAAUGAAUGCAGAAGUGCGUGCAGUAAGAUAUCACGUAGAGAGAGAGUCGGAUAUUUGGUCCAAAGCAAUCAGUUUGGAACUGGACUUUAACCAUCUUUGUGAACUGCUGUUAGCAGGAUUUGUAUUCAACAAGUUGGAAGAGAUUAAGAUAGAUAGUUCAGAUAUAGACGAAGGAACUGGAACUGAAAAUUCGUCCUUAUCAAGUCUGCCUCAAGUCAAUUUGAAAGAUUGUAGAAAGCGAGCACUUUGUAUAAUAAGAAGAUGCCUCGAUGAAUGGAUAGCAUCGGAAAAACAACGUGAAAGCAUUUUGCUAGAUUCACCUUUUGAUGUAUCUAGUGGAGCUGUUAGCCUUCAUUAUCCACUUCAUCGAUUUUUAGCAUUGUUAGCUACGGAAGCCAUUCGACGAUACAAGUUUACAUUUUAUGAAGCACUUGGACAAAGUAGACAAGAUGUUCUGCACUUGGCAGAACAUAUCUUAAGGGUACAAGCUUUACUAGUGCAGGUAAAAGCUGGUAUGUGGAAACGAAAUGGACGACCCAUGGUGAACCGUUGUAUAUUAUACAAAUCAAGUUAUUGUCAGGAAUGGUUUUUUGACUUGGAUAUUGCUAUGAUGCAGUUGUGUUGCGUUUCAAAGGGAGCUCGUUCUUUUUUAAACCAAGCACUGGAAGUAUUCGGUUUACAAAGUAUUAUGCAAGUCUUCAAAGAUUCAUGGCUAUCGGAUAGUUCUUCAUCAACUCAUUUUGGAUCUCGUGAAUCAGUACAAGAUAUCUGGAAGUUCUUUGCAUAUGAGGAAUAUGAUUUAAUGAUAGUUCAAGGAUUCCUUCGUAUGUUGGUCUAUAUUACAGCAGAGCGAGUUAGGAUUGGCUAUUCCGAUGUAGAAAGACUUCGACGAAAGCUAAUUCAUCGUCUUUGUGUUGGUGAUCAAACACAUUCUUCGUUGCUUAAGACCAUUCCACGUCGACUGACAAGUUCUUCCAGUGAUGAGGAAGCUAUCAGUAUUAUGGGAGAUGAAGACUUUGUAUCUGGCGGAAAUGGAACUGACAAACAUUACAAAAUGUUUGAAGAAUGUCUUAACCAAGUGGGUAUUUUUCAACAACCAAAAGAGAUGGAUCAAGGAUAUUAUCGCCUUAAGGAUGAGUUGUGGAAAGAAUAUGAUCCUUUUUAUCCACACUAUCAGUCCAGAGAACGAGCCAUUGCAGAGGAACGUCAUAUUCAGUUUCGUAGAAAGCAUCAUUUAGCUCCUCAUCGUCUUAUCUUUCCACAAAAGUCUCCAAAUAACUUGCCAUUAUUUGACUCUUUUCUUUCCUUAUUGGAUUUAUGCCGCGAGUUUUGUCGUCCAGGUGGGUUGGCAUGUUCUGUUAUUUCUCGUUGUUUGGCAUUUUGUCGGGAAGGAAAGGACUUGGAUGGCACUUUGAAUGCUACACUGUAUUUGAUUGAAAUAGCGUUGGAGACUAGUAGUGACUCACAUUGGAAGACAAAUUUGAUGAGCCAGGUUACUUUUGUGCAGUCUGUUCUGAUAUGUAGAAACGAGCAAGAUCGGAAAGAGUAUACAGAUAACGUCAGUUUAGCAUUCCUUUUAGAAUGCGUUCAAAAGUGUUCUUCUUGUAUGGACCAGCACGAAGCAGCGAAACAAUUAUUGUUUCAAAUUCGUUCGGGAACUCCAUCAUCAGCUAUUUCUUCUAGUACACAAGUUGGUGAGUCCUCUUCCCAAACAAGGGAAGCAAAGCGCAGAGAAAUGAGAAGAAAACAACAAGAGGCCUUGGAGAAGAUGAGAAAACAACAAGAAGCCUUUUUGAAGAGACAGCAUUCCUUAUUUGAACAACAACAACAAGAAGAAGAACAAGCCACAGUUUCGAAACUUCAAGAACAAGGAAAUACUAGUGUUGAGAAUAGAUCAACUUUGGAGGACCACCAAAAUAUAUGUUCGCUAUGUCAUGAAGUUGCAUCGGAAAGAAAAGGCAGUAAUUUGGUUGUUAUUGGUUUAGUACAACGUUCUAAUAUUCCCAUGUUGGCUCGGAGAAUAUCAAGGACAACAACUUCCGUAUUGUCUUCAGAAGAACAUUAUCAUCGAGCAACACCAACUUUUGAAGUAAGUAAUGUUUUGAGUGGCUCUGCUACUACGGAAUCAUCAUCCACUGCAGCGACAGAAUUGUUGGCCUGGGAACAAGUGUGGAACAUGGAAAAUGCUGUAGAUGAAGAAUAUAUGGAUCAUGAUGAUGAUAUUCGAGAGGAACCUUCUGAUACAAUUUUGUCAGAAGAGGAUAUUGAGGAUGACACAGAAGGAGAAGAAUGGUUUGAACCUCCAGGAGCAGUUCAUAGGAUGACUGUUAGUGGUGAAGAAUGGAAUGAAGAUGUUUCUGCGGAUCUUGUUGGUUCCAGUACGGAGUCUUCAUUGACAGUUGGUACAGAUUGGUCUCAACUUACACGUACCAACUCUUCCACUGUAAUAUCUGCAUUUUUGGAUGAGGACAUUCAGAAGGGUUUGGAUACUAGACCAGAUGUUCUCUUCCAAUCUUGUGGACACCAGAUGCACUGGAGUUGCUUCGAAAGAUAUUUUUCUUGGCUAACCAGCUGUCAUGCACAAAGGCUCCCUUUUGAUGGAGAUACUCUAAUAGAUGUCACUCAUGGUGAGUUUCUUUGUCCAGUUUGUCGAAGAUUAGCAAAUAUUGUUAUUCCUGUUAUGGAAGAGGAGCCAACCGUGCAACUAUUUACGCAUCACUUUGAUAGGGAAACACCGCUUUUGCAAUAUUUACCUCUUUAUCAACUGGAACAAGUAUAUCAUGAACAAUGUCAACGUGUACAUCAGUUAUUAAGAGAAGUUGAAUCUUCCCACUUAGCUUCACCGACUUUAGCCAACUCAUGUUCUUCAGAAACAUGGGACGAUUCUCUAAUGGAUAUCGUAAUCAAAUCUCUUUGUUUUGAUCAUAUUUCUUCAGAUAGAAAUCACGUACCAUUUCCUUCUUCCUCUUCGGUGCCAUCAAACUUGAGACGUAGAACUCUUGGAAAGACCUUGCCACUAAUAUCAAAAGGAUUGGCAAAUUUGUUGAACUGCUUUAUUUAUACUGUUAUGACUCAAGAAGUGGCAGCAAGGUCUGGACAUGAAACUAUUCAAUCUUUUAUACGGGAAUUGCAUUUUAUGGUCGUUGUGUUACGGAAAUUUAUUCUUACUCAGUGUCCACAACACUGUCAAAGUGAAUUUCGUCGUUUAUGGAUAACUUAUCUUGAACCAGUUUCUACUAGUGAUGUUUAUGAUACGCAGCUUUCAGAUUCGAUAGAUGCAUUCACAUUAUUCGCGUAUGCUCUAUUGUUAUGGCCAGAGAAAUGGAACGAGGAAAUUGUAUCGUUAUUGCUUCGUCUAUGUUUUCUUCUGAAUUUCCGUUCUCCUUCGAAUUUGCUCAUAUCUCAUGGCGACAGUGGCAUUCUCAACUGGACCACAAAUGCAGUUGUAUUUGUAAGGAGAUGUGUCUUGUUUCUCAAUUGUAUAUUUGGUUCGAGUUUGCAUCCAUGUACUAUUGGUACUUUAUCUGAAGCCCGUGGUUUAUUGCCACACUCACAAGAACUGUCAAUGGCCUAUAGUUUGGGUUUAAUAGCAAGAGAAUCUACGCAUCAUAAGGAACAACAAACUCAUUAUUCCUUUCUCAACGAGUUUGCUCAAAAAUGGCAGUCUCUUAUGCGAACAACAGUGAGAAGAGAUUGGAGAUAUCCUUUGAGACCUUUGACUUUAAUAUCUUUACCAAAAAUAUUUCAGGAUUUAGUAGAGACUCUUGAAGGGAAGGCUUGCAAAAGAUGUCAUCGAGUUUCCAAGAAGCAAACGCUUUGUCUCAUUUGUGAAGUGUUACACAGUUUGCUGAAUUCGAAACCAUGCGACUACAUGCACAUGAAUGUGCUGCGGGUAUUGGAAUUUUUCUACUGUUAAAGGCAACUUGGGUAUUGUUGAUCAGGAAUAACCGUACUGCUAUAUGGGGUUCACCCUAUUUAGAUGAGUUU
Messenger RNA from Galdieria sulphuraria, 5475 nucleotides. RefSeq names its product E3 ubiquitin-protein ligase UBR1. The coding region runs from base 17 to 5404 and encodes 1795 amino acids. Gene Ontology annotation, molecular function: ubiquitin protein ligase activity; zinc ion binding. Gene Ontology annotation, cellular component: ubiquitin ligase complex; cytoplasm. The record is from RefSeq and is a predicted model, not a curated record. NCBI's taxonomy places the organism in Eukaryota, Rhodophyta, Bangiophyceae, Galdieriales, Galdieriaceae. The transcript has 5 exons. Gene Ontology annotation, biological process: protein ubiquitination; ubiquitin-dependent protein catabolic process via the N-end rule pathway.